AUGGACGCCCCGCGCCUGCGCUCGAACCCCGCGGCCGCAGGCCCCGAGCGGGCGCUGCGCAAGGAGGUCACCGCGCUCGCGGACCGGCUGAAGGCGCUCACGGCGGAGGAGGAGCGCGCGCACGCCGCGACGCUCGCGCGCUUCGACGACACCGACGACGACGAGGACGACGGGGCGGUCCCGCCGCCGCCGCCGCCGCCGCCGCCCGCCCCGCCCGCGCCGCCCCCGCCGCUAGUCGAGACGACGGCCGCCGCGGCCGACGUGGCCUGCCCCGCGCUCGCGCGCGCGGUCUGCGCGUACAAGGCCGCCUGCCUCGGCGCGGAGGCGGCGGCGCAGCCCCGGGGCGGCGCGGAGCUCAAGGGCCUCGUGGCCGCCCUGCACCACCAGGGCGCCGCGCGCGUGCCGUACGACCCCGCGGCGGCGACGGCCGCGCACGCGUUGGCGCGCAAGCGGCCCCCGCGGCCGAAGCCGCCCGGGGGCUCCUCCUCGAGAAAGGCGCCGCCCGCGCCGAUCAGCACGUCGCUGGCCGGGGCCCUCGCCGACGACCGCUGGGACGCCUGCCAGAAGUGGACCUUCGCGCACGCGGCGGCGCCGUACCCGAGCGCCGAGGAGAAGGCCGCGCUCGCGCGCAAGGCCGGCUGGCCGCCGGGCCGCGUCAACCACUGGUUCUCGAACAUGCGCAAGCGCAAGUACCUCAAGCUCCGCGACGGCACGCGCGCGCCGCGCGACGCGUUCGAGGCGCAGCUCUACCACUUCCUCCGCCGGGGCGCGGACGCCGACGCGUCGCCCUAG
Pelagomonas calceolata is the source of this 792-nucleotide messenger RNA. Lineage: Eukaryota; Pelagophyceae; Pelagomonadales; Pelagomonadaceae. The record is from the annotation of a GenBank genome assembly.